Messenger RNA from Grosmannia clavigera kw1407, 2898 nucleotides. RefSeq lists its product as uncharacterized. NCBI's taxonomy places the organism in Eukaryota, Fungi, Ascomycota, Sordariomycetes, Ophiostomatales, Ophiostomataceae. The record is from RefSeq and is a predicted model, not a curated record. The transcript has a single exon. The coding region runs from base 1 to 2898 and encodes 965 amino acids.
AUGAACAGUGUGAAAAAUGGACUCGAUGGCCUGGGUGAUCAGAAAGACGGGAAUAUCACCAGCUCUCUGUUUGAAAAGUUACCAGAGAACAAACAGUGUGAAGAAGCCCACUUGCGAGGCAAACUGACGCGUGGCUGCCGUUUCCAGGACCUCAACGAAGCACACAGAAACAUCACAGGACGCAACAUUCCGAACAGCUGCUCAGACAGCCUGUCGCAGAGCUGUUCCAACAGCAGCGAAUCGCAGGAUCGUGCAUCGUCCAAUGCCGAAAGUGUUGAUGUCGGAAGCGUUGCCUAUUCCGACGAGGUUGCUUCACACGACAUAUUCGAUUCCUCCUGGUCUUUGGUCAGCGAUGAUAGAGAGGCUGACUUGGGCUGUGGUCCGGACGGCACUCCGACUUCUGGUCUUCACGGGAACUCCUCUGACGACGUGUCGUUGGGACAGCCGGAGACGCCUGACAGCAUGGUGGAGAGAAUCUAUAAGCUCUACCAGUCGCAUAUGGACCUUUCACCGACCGAAGACGACAAAGUCGAGACAAGUACGCGAGAAUACCAAGAGAGGCUAUCGUUGCACACACCACAAGCUGUUCCUGACCGUGAAGGGGCCACCACCCGUCUAGGCUUUCAUACAUAUGAUACUGGGCGGUCGAUCUCUGCAAAUACGAAAGGAGACUGCUUUUCAUCUGAGCCAAAGAUUGUGGAGGACCAUGGUGACCCCGGAGAUGAAUACCAGCCCCGAGAUCUCGCCUCGGCCCACCGUGAGAACAUGCUGUUUCCCAUGCCUCUGCGCGUGCAAUCCAUCCGAGGCGACAACAGUCCGACGAGCUACAAAAGUGGGGCAAUUGUGUCUGCGGAUGGGAUGACAGAAGAUUCGGAUGAUGAUCCUUUCCGGUAUGACAAGAAUCCCUACAAAAUAUUCCUACAACCAUCAAAGGAGCGAGAGGUGAGCGCGGCAUUGAAGCACAUAGGCAGCCUGGACUCGCACAGCAGAGCGACCCUGUACAGCAAGGACGAUGGUACGACGCCAGCCGCCUGUCAGAUCUCUCUUAGGCCGCCUCCGAUUCCCAAAGAGUACCGCGAGAAGCAUAGCCGGCCAGAAUCUACACUGGAUGGGCAGUGCGACCGGGCACUGACACCAGAGGACGCCGACGAAUUUUACGACACAUCAAUCAUUCAGCCCAACUGGGAGGUGGAACGUGGCACAUACGAAGUGAGGGUGAUUUCGAAAGACGAAGACUCGCCUCAGCUGCCGGGCAGACACAACCUGAAGAGCGUGAGCGAUGUUCCAGAGGGGGGCCGAAAGGGCAAGCACCCGCCCAAGACCAAGACCGCAGUGAGAACCGACGUCCUCUACGACGCGGGAAGAGAGAAUACCACUGGGGAAAGGGACGAGUGGGAAACUGUGGUGACCAGCGCGGCCGGCUUCGGGAGCGUUGGCCAGUCCUCUGGCCUGGUGGCGGCAGUCGGUCCCCGACUUUCUGCCAACUUUCACGACUUUAAGAUUACUGGAAGCAGCCUGGCCGAUGUUUCAGACGGGAGCAGCUUCGAAGACAUACCGUUUGACGAGUACGCGUCUACGGACAGGAUUGUGCAACCGUCGAGCGGCCAAGACGAGCAAUCUGAGGAGAGCCUACGGAUCCACGACCUGAACGGUGCUAAGAUUCCUGUCAUUGUACCAAAGCAACGUGUGCACCGUGUGAACGGACUUUCCCAGGAUCCGUCUCUCAGGUUCUCGCCCGGCCCACGUUCGGGAAGCGAGACGGCAGCCGCUCUGGCCAGAGCAGUGCCCAACCCCUUUCGCCGGCUGAGCACGCGACGGACCCACGGCUUCUCUUCCAUUCCGUUGCAGGCCAUGCAUACGAAGUCCGAGAGGUCCAGGGCUCGCUUCGACUUUCGCGUCUCGCAGGCGUCGGACUGCGCAGGGCUGUGUGCCGACACUGCAGAUGUGGAGGGACUGAAAAGCGAUUCGGACAAUGGAACAGCAUCGCCUGACGGGAGAGCUGCAGGUUCCCAUGCAGACGUUGACCUGAGAGAGUCCGGCUCGUCUCAGAGCUCGAGCGGCACCACCCACAGCUUUCCGUUCAGUCUGAUACCGCUUCCAGAAGCCGCACGACUUCAAGCCAUCAAGAGAACACAAGAACUCCCAGAGCUGAGAAGGCCGACAUCACGCUUCCCGUCCAUCGGCACCCCGAUCCCUGCCCAUCGGCGGAUGCAGCAGCUUUCGAGCCAGCGUCAUGGCAUCGCCCGUGGCUCUACCCAAACAUCGAACAUGGGCUCCUCGGUACCCGAUACGUCGUGGGAGACGGUGACGCCGUUCGACAGUUCCCGGAGUGCUUCUCAGGUUCUGAAGUCCGCAGCAACACGGCUCCGGCUGGACAACAUCGUGUAUCGAUUCGAGCAGCGGCAGCAGCAGCAGCAGAAACAAGUGCAGAGGAAGUUAUGCCCGACGCCGGAGAGGCGCAGCAACACACCGCGACUGUACCCAUGGGACUAUCAACAGCAGCGAAUCUCGUCUCGGCAGUGGAACGGCCAGCCGACGCUGAAAAAGCAGGGGACAGACCCCGAGCUGCGGGACAUUGUAGCCCAUACAUCGGUCAACACGGAUGAUCUGGAGCGAACGGGCGUGCCGACGGACCCGGAAGCCUUCAUCUCCGAGGAGGGCCGACGGCGGCGACGGGUGUGGUUUGCAUACAUGAUGGCCAUCAGCGUGCUGCUCCCCUUCCUGUCGGUCAUGGUGCACAUGGGUCGCCUCGACUGUGGACUCUCGUGGUACACGCGCGGCGAAGUAGCCCGGCUGAGCCGGCGGCAGCGACGGGCCAUCCUGGCGACCAUGGUGCUGCAGUUUGUGCUCUGGCCGAGCGUUUUGAUCUAUGUCAUCUGGCAGCAGCAGCAGAAGUAG